Cannabis sativa is the source of this 2717-nucleotide messenger RNA. RefSeq lists its product as uncharacterized. NCBI's taxonomy places the organism in Eukaryota, Viridiplantae, Streptophyta, Magnoliopsida, Rosales, Cannabaceae. The coding region runs from base 538 to 2424 and encodes 628 amino acids. The record is from RefSeq and is a predicted model, not a curated record. The transcript has 7 exons.
CUAAAAUUUCUUUGUUUCUCUCUCUUCUCUCUCUCUCUCUCUCUCUCUCUCUCUCUCUCUCUCUCUCGUGUGUCCCUUCAAUCAAUUUCCCUCCACACUUUACGGCGCCGCUUCUUCGCCGAUCCAGACCACCUCCGAUCAUCCCACCUCCAAUCCAGCUACACCAACAGAUUGCCCGGCCUCACAACCCCAAAAACCCCAACAUCGCUUCCUUGAUCCGCCAAGGGAAAGUGUUUGAUAAAAUGUUUCAAUGAGAUAUUGAGUUGGAGAUUAGGAAAUAGUUGAGGAAGUAGAAAGAAGAAGUAGACAAAGAUUUUUGAGCUUUGAAUAUGCAGUUGAAUGUAAUAUAGAGUAUGUUUUGAGGCAUUGAGUGAGGUUGGUCAACAAUUGGUAGCUUUGAACUACAUUGUAUCAAUAGUUUUGGAAGGGUUUUUCCUGAACUAAGCCAAAUCUUGAGAAGUCAAGUUUGCAAGUUUUGGAACACAGCACGGGUCUUGUGGGAGCUUUAACCGCGGCAAAUGCAGCAGUGCCAAAGCCAUGUCAAGAUUUUUGACUUCUCAGUAUACUAAGAGAGUUGCAAGUUCUAUACAUAAAAGCCAGGGGCAUAGCUAUACGAAUUCAGGGAACAAUGGUGCAGCUGCCAUUGGGUUAAAUAUUCCUAGAUACAAAUUGUAUUCGCAAUACAGAUAUUCUGAUAGAGUUCAUACUUCACACCCAUUGUAUAGCAGCACGAAGUGUUUUGGCAAGACUAGUCUUUCAAGGAAUUUCUCUGUGUUUUCAGCAAGUAGCGCUGUCUCGCAUCAUGCCCAAAUUGCAUGGAAAAGACUUUCUCAAAAGUGUUAUUCCAAUACUCGUACUAUUUCCCCCAUAAAUAGGAUCGCUCAAGCAGUUAGUCUAGCUAUAACUCGAUCUCAUCCCAUUGUUCCCGGUAUUUUUGCCUUCACCUGUGGACAGGUAGCAUGGGCAGAGAGAUCAUUCAUGGAAGUAGAGCACCCAUCAAAGAAUUCUUUUUAUAUGCAUGCACAAGAUGGGCGUGCUUACAUGACCUCAUUACUUUGGUCAGUUUUAGAAGGGUUUAUAUUGUUUGUAAGAGCUCUCUAUCUAUCGAUUUUGUUCACACCUAGUAUAAUGAUGGCACCAUUUGCGGAUAGUUUUGGAGUUCAGUUCAGGAAAACUUGGCUUCAGGUUGUUCAUCGUACCUUGGAAAAAGCAGGCCCAGCAUUCAUCAAAUGGGGCCAGUGGGCUGCUACACGACCUGAUCUUUUCCCUAGGGAUUUAUGCAACCAGCUUGCGGAGCUUCAUACAAAAGCUCCCGAACAUAGUUUUGCAUAUACAAAGAAAACUAUCGAAAGAGCAUUUGGCCGCAAGCUAUCUGAAAUAUUUGAGAAUUUUGAGGAGACACCUGUGGCAUCUGGAAGUAUUGCCCAGGUUCAUCGAGCAUCGUUGAGAUUUCGCUACCCUGGUCAAAAGGUCAAGCCCAUGACAGUUGCUGUCAAGGUCAGACAUCCUGGUGUUGGUGACUCAAUUCGAAGAGAUUUUAUGAUAAUAAAUUUUGUAGCAAAAGCUUCGAAUUUCAUUCCUACACUGAAGUGGUUAAGACUGGAUGAAAGUGUACAGCAGUUUGCAGUUUUCAUGAUGUCCCAAGUUGACCUUGCUAGAGAAGCUGCUCACUUGAGCCGCUUUAUAUACAAUUUCCGUCAAUGGAAGGAUGUUUCAUUCCCUAAGCCUGUCUAUCCGCUUGUGCACCCUGCCGUUCUGGUGGAAACUUUUGAGCAAGGAGAGAGUGUCUCACACUAUGUUGAUGAACUCGAAGGCCAUACUCGCAUUAAAUCAGCACUUGCUCACAUCGGCACACAUGCACUCUUAAAAAUGCUUCUGGUGGACAACUUCAUACAUGCAGAUAUGCAUCCUGGAAAUAUCCUUGUUCGGGUGGGUCAGAGUAAGUCUCCUCGAAAAAGACUUUUCAAAUCGAAACCUCAUGUCAUAUUCCUCGAUGUUGGCAUGACUGCCGAACUAUCUGGAAGUGACCGAGUAAAUUUACUAGAAUUUUUCAAAGCUGUUGCUCGUCGAGAUGGUCGCACAGCUGCUGAGAGUGCAUUGAGACUAUCUAAACAACAGAAUUGUCCAAAUCCAAAGGCUUUUAUUAAGGAAGUGGAAGAAUCAUUCACUUUUUGGGGUACUCCAGAAGGUGACAUAGUACAUCCCGCCGAGUGCAUGCAGCAAUUGCUCGAGAAAGUGAGGCGUCAUAGAGUCAACAUCGACGGCAAUGUCUGUACCGUCAUGGUGACAACAUUAGUUCUCGAGGGUUGGCAACGAAAACUCGACCCCGGCUACAAUGUGAUGGAUACACUGCAAACUCUGCUACUCAAAGCCGACUGGGCUAAGUCUCUUACUUACACGAUCGAGGGGUUGAUGGCCGCGUGAGAAACCUCUCGCUCUCGUCGUCAUCGUCGUCUGAUGAUGAUACUUGUUAAAAACAGUUUUGACAGUUAACAAAGAUAUACAAGACCUAAGAAAAUUACAUGUUUGUUUGUUUAUCUUAGGCAUUCUUCUUUUUGUUCAAUUAUUCUUUUGUCAUAUCCUUUAGGGGAAUUUGCUUCUAAUAUUUAACAACGAAGGGAAAAUAAUAAUCCUUAUUUUUUGUCAUUUUCAUAAAAGAAAUCUCAAAACAUGACAGGAAAAGAAACAAAUAAAGUGGACUGUGUAUUAUUCUUUUA